Molecule: messenger RNA, 3309 nt
Organism: Danio rerio (zebrafish)
Lineage: Eukaryota; Metazoa; Chordata; Actinopteri; Cypriniformes; Danionidae
Source: RefSeq, a predicted model, not a curated record
GAAAUGAAAAUGAAUGAAUGGAUAAAUGAAUGAAAAUAAACAUGUUCACCUAAAUUUUGACAUUUUCCUCUCAAAAAGUGACUUAAAACCUCACCACAAAGUCUGUCAAUUGGAAGCAGACAACAAAACGGGACGUCUCGUUUCAAAACUUUCAUUUUAAGUUGCCAUUACGCGCGUAAAAGAAAGAAGUCUACCAAAAGAGACGGUGCACAAGGGAUUCAAAAGGGUGAAGACACAAGGUGACCUACUGUACCCACCAGAACUGACUGAAGAUGUAAAUGAAGAUGCUAUAAUGAGGUAAUGUUGGCGCGUGUGCGUGUCGUGCUCGUGCGUAAACGUGGACGCACCGGCAGCGUGCGCGCUAUUGGUCAGCUGAGCGCACGCGCGGGAUUGCGGAGGAUCUGCGUUGCAUCGCCAGUAAAAGCAGCCUGCGCUAUGGGGAGACACGGAGGUGUAGCGUGACGUUCAGCACACAGGAUGAACAUGGGAUUUAAUAGGCUUCACUAAAAUUCGUAGGUCUGUAUUCGGAUAUGCUGCCUUAAACGUAGCGGUGUAAUGGAUAUCUUAAUUUCCGCGCAGUCUAAAAUCCUCAUGAAGGUUAAAGGCAAAAUCCUUCAGCCCAGAAGCAUCUUCACAACGUACGACAGCUGGAAUUGUGUGAUUCGUGACAUCGCUUUCGGCACGAGGAAAAUGACUGGCACACUGUAAAGCCUCCGAUAUUAAUCCCCCGAGAAGAAUGCUGCAGCAGAACAACAACAAUAACUGCUUGGACAUGACCCACAGGGAUCUACUGAAUGAGUGCCGAAGAACCAAUGUUUCAUUCACCAGUGCCCUUGAGUUUGGAGCCAUUCCCCUGAUUAAAGGCCUGAGAGCAUGGGCUGUGAGUGGCGGCUACUCUAAAGCCAGGAGAAAGGCUAAUAUUGGACCACGGGCACAGGGCACAUGCCAACAGCCCCAUGAAAACAGGGUGGGGCAGAGAAGCUGGUCGGCUCCGGUCAGCAGUGGUUAUGGGCACGCAUUGGAAAGCACAAGUAAUGCAACGAGAGCUCCAGGGGUACGGCAAGGCGGACUUGGUGCACUUGUGACUGUGGCCACUUUGAAAGGCACAGAAGCGGGAGGCAGACAGACUCAGACUCGCUGCCUUUUUCUCAAAGCCCAGGGACGAGGCAGCUAUAUCUGUGCUGUAGGAAACCGAGGGGCAGGGACGAGACUUGUCAGUCCAAGGACUCACACUGUCAUCCUCGAAGGGCCGAAGGAGGAGCUUAGACGUUCCUCUAGGGGACCGAGAGCGAGCCAGGAUGGGACGGAUGAAGGCGGGAUGUUCAAGGCCAAGCCGAGGGCUAUAAGAAAAUGGAGGAAGUGCAGUAAAGCAACAGGCUCAGUGGAGAAAAGAACAGCAGCUCACGGCAGUGGGGAGAUUAGUAAUCAGUGCAUUGAGCUGGAACAUGGUGAUCAAAAAAGUGCAGAGAUUUCAGACACACCAGAUAACACCAUCACACAAUGUCAAGAAGCAACCAGUGCAAAUCAGAAAGACCUCAAUGAUGCAGUUAAAGCUGAAGAGGGUCGACCUGUUGCACCUGAAAACUCUUCUGCAGAAGCAUGUGCCAAACUAGAUGAGCAGGUUGAACCUGGGAUGAGUGAUUAUCAAUUUAAUAAUGAAUUCAAAACAGACUCAAAUCGUGCCAAUGGUGAUGCGCAGGAGAUUAGUCCCGAUGAUCGCCAUAACAUUAACAACUCACUUGAUGACGUGCCAAACCUAGGAUCAUCUGUAGCACUUGAGAGUACUUCACAUACAAAACUCUCCACAACAAACACUGAGCCCAGCGUAGAUCAUCCUCCCUCUGAAAUCGCUGUUCAGAAGGAUCAAGAAUCCAGGCCAGAUGAGCGCCUGCUAGAGCGUGAGAAUCUACAUUCGGUGGAGACGACCGAGCUCACAGCACUGAGCGAUGACACUCCAGACACAAAGGCUACAGCCGUGCCCGAGGGCCGCUGCACAGCGGUGGGUGUUGAAUGUAGCACUACAGAGAAGAAGAGGAGGCCGUCAGUGUGCUCGCCUCAGCAAUUAAUCACGGAGCAACUUGAAGUUCAGCAGUCUGACAAAUCCUCUUCACGAGGUUUUACCGCACCAGCGGCUAAUGUAACUGUAACCACCAUUCACUCCCAGCCUAAUCCUGCCCCAACCACCACUGCAGCCAUAGCAACAGCCGUCCCAGCAUUAGGCACAGGCGAGGAGGGGGCUGGAGGUGGAGACGUGCUGCUUGUGCUGAACUCAGAGUUGCUAACAGAGCCGGUGAGAGUUGACCACGGGGACACGGUGGCCGCUGACGAGGGAUCUCUGGAUGUGGGCGAGGAGGAUGAGUUCGGGGCGUUCAUGCAGGCGGGUGCGGAGCAACUGUGGACGGACGAGUCCAAGCAGGUCCAACAGUUGGCUCCAGGAGAAGAUGACAACUGUGAACAACACACCAGUUCUGCUGAAGCAAAUGAACCUGCAUCCUGGGCAUCUGAUUGGACGGUGGUUCAGUCAUGCCAGCAGUCAGAGAGCACAUGGGUGGCCUUCAGCCAGGAGACUGCUGAGCAGAAGAUAGUGCCUGGUGAACAGUGGUGGCCUUCUACCGAAAACCCAAAACUUUCCCUCUCUCCUCUUCAUAAUGUGUCAAAUGUGUUUCUAGAGGCCUUUCCCUCAGAAGAAUCCCCCUGUGAAGAUCCUGGAUACAUUCCCACACUAAAGCAACUUCUGCAAGGACCAGCUGAAAACAGCAAUACAGGAGAGCGCAGGGAACAGAGCUUACUUGAUGGCCUGCAGGAUCUGGACCGGAUGAUUGGUGUGAAAUAUAAGAGGGCGGAGUCUCUGUCUUGUAAGCUUCUCCUUCAGUCACUGCAUUUGGAACAAUCCAGUUCUGAAUGCGUGACGGUUCGACUGAAGUCCACCGCCAGGUUUUCUCCCAAUCUCCCAUCAUCCAACCAACAGUUAGCUGCAAAUGCUAAGAGAAGACUGUCAUAUGACUUUAACAGAAACAUCAUGACCUAGUCUCACGUUUGACCUAUGCUUCCUUGAAACCAGGAGAUUCAGGGAAGAGGAAUAAUGCAUCCAGAAUAACCGAUUCACCCCUGGAUUGACUUCUGUUCACCAUUUGCUUCAAGUGUAUUCCUUCUUUUAAUGUCUGUUCUCACUCUGUGUCUGGUAGAUUCUGUUUUUCAUUCAGCUGUAUAUCAGCAAAUAUACACUACUUGACAAAAGUCUUGUCGACUAUUCAAGUUUUAGGAACAACAAGUACUUCUAGUUGAUCAUUUGGUAUCAGAAGUGGCUUA